AUGCCCUCAAAUCUCCCUUCAAGUUUCGCCUCAGCAGCAGCUGGUCAGAACUCAAGCCGUGAUACAAGAUCAGGUGCUCGAAGUGAUGGUCGAGGGAAUAAUACUAGCGGGGAAUGGACGAUCAACCAACGGUGGCACUCUAACUUUCCGUCGAAUAUCAACUACGCCCUCGAGCCAGUCGCUCAUAGCCAGAUGCAAAAUUCCGAAACCAUUCAGUCAGCCUCUGCUGACCCUGCCGUUAUUUCUGCCAUGCCGGUUGGCUCUACCAAUUUCGACAACUCGGGCACUCUUAGAUACUCGCGAGACCAGCUCCUCUCUAUUUUCAGCGUCGUCCACGAGUCCAAUCCUCAACGACCCGAUGUCUCGGCUCUUUUCGCGCCCGGAUGGACCCCGGGACAUAUUAAUGGUACGACAUCUCGAGGCUGGGGUAAGACUGCUGAGUCCCACGUCGCCCCUCAGGAGCCAGAUAUCUGUUGGGAUGCACCAGGAUCGACAACAGCUGUCGGCUUGCAGGAGAUGAGCCCGGACGAGAAAGAAUUGUUUGCGUCCGACGUAAAUUCUACUGUAAAGCCCCCGGCUCAAAAUAAGGAUGGGACUCACCCGGGAGGAGGGGUAAACGGUCGGAAGGCUUCCCUUUCUCACGGAAGUACAAAUAAUUUCGGACUCGCCUCACCUUCUACUACGUCGAGACCUGGCACAAGACGACGUGAAACUACCGAUACGAAUCCAUAUUCCGGUGGCGGUGGCUUAACUUCUCCGACAUCCGCAACGCGCCCAUCUCGGGAUGAAGCGUCAUUCUGGUUUGGCCGAAAGAAUGUGGACUCGAAGGAUUCAACUUUUGAGGAGCCUGAAGAGGAUACUAGUGCGAGAGAGGCUCCUGCUAAAUCUCUGCCUUUUGGUAAUCUAAUACGUAACAACACGACUCCGGGUAGCUCAGGUUUUGGAGGAGUAUCUCCCUGGCAGACGUCGGCCCCGACCACCUUGCCUGGCAUAGGUAGUUUCGGGAAUUUCGCGCUUCCCGGAUCUACAAUUGGGGAGAAGCGAGUUGGAAAUCCUCGUGGCGAAAGCCGCUUAGCGCACUUGAUUCCUAAGGAAAGCUCCGAUAGUAUUGGUACUAAAGUAGGUGAAGGUGCUACUCCGGAUGCCAACCGUCUUUGGCGCCCACGCCAGCGCACCGAUACGGACCCUUUCGGCGAAGACAGCGUCUCGGGGAGUGCUAUUCUAGGAGGCGCUCAAGAUACGAGUCCUCCACCAAUGUCUCAUCCACCUCUCCAUACCUCGUACGAUACACCGGUGAAAGGAUCUACUAGUGAUUUCGGAAUGUCUAGUCUCAACUUGGGGGGACACCCGGAACAUGAACAGGCACCUUUAAGUCCGUCGGAAACGAAUCCUUAUAGGAGCCCCCCCGGCGAACGAAAUGAGCACGAGGACGUGGGGGACAGACAGCACGGCCCAACUGGUAUCACCGACCAUGUCUCAGGCUACGGCGGGGGUCUACCACGCUCGUUUGCCCAUGCUACGUUUGAUGGUAGCGAUCGUAGCCAGACAUCCAGCGUUGGUGCGAAGGCCUACCCGCCGUUGAGUAAUCUGACUAGUUGGCCAUCUUCGAGUACGCCAGACCGCGAGCGUGCUCCCUUCACAGGCUUUGGCGGCUCGCUUUUCGGCACUGUUGGAGACUUGCAGUCCCCAAGCCUCGGUAAUCUAGGCGGCGUGUUUGGUGCCGCAAGCACGACUGGCUUUGGUGGUUCCGGAUCUUUUGGUCGAGCAAGCAAGCUCGGUUCUCUAUUUCCUCCAGCUAUGCAGGCGCAGAUGCAAAGCCAGGACAAUGAAAGCCUUAGCGACUCGAUACCGGACCUUCGUCAGCCUAAUCCAUUAGGUGCUAUCGGCCGUACUGCCCCCGGCGAUCAUGGCCGCGAAACUGAUAGCCCUAUGCGAACCGGUAGGGGAAUCUUUGCCGACAUGUUUGCUCAGGCCGAGACUAGUCGCACGCCAGUCAAUUCUGAAAGUCUGCAUGGUAUCUCGGCUGCUCCUCAUAGCCAGAAUUUUACGGCGACUAGCAAUGUACCAUCCUAUGCCGCCAGCCAGACGUCCGAACCUCCCUCUGUCCAAUCUCGCACUAUGGUUAUGCCCGAUCGUAUGAGAUGGGUUUAUCUAGAUCCGCAAGGUCAGCAACAGGGUCCAUUUACAGGGUUGGAGAUGAACGACUGGUAUAAGGCCAAUUUCUUCACGCCUGAUCUCCGUGUUAAAAAACUAGAGGAUUCGGAAUUCGAGCCUCUGGGCCAAUUGAUUAGGCGUAUUGGCAACUCUCGCGAGCCAUUUCUUGUUCCUCAGAUCGGUAUACCUCAUGGUCCGCCAUCUCAGACUGGUCCUUUCUCUAACUCGGGUGGCGUGAUACAGCCGCCUCUCGUUAAUGCCUUUCCUAGUUUUGGUAGGACCUUGACAGCAAAAGCAGAACAAUCUCGAGAGACGCAAACAAGAAGAGCAAUAUUUGAUGGCUCGCCAUCGUGA
Messenger RNA from Daldinia childiae, 2508 nucleotides. RefSeq names its product GYF domain-containing protein mpd2. NCBI's taxonomy places the organism in Eukaryota, Fungi, Ascomycota, Sordariomycetes, Xylariales, Hypoxylaceae. The coding region runs from base 1 to 2508 and encodes 835 amino acids. The transcript is spliced from 3 exons. The record is from RefSeq and is a predicted model, not a curated record. Gene Ontology annotation, molecular function: protein binding.